UUCAAUUUACUUUGGGUUGAGCCUUUGGUAAUUAAAGGUUUGACAAAGGCGUGCAAGACGAUAUAUUUUAACAAAAAAAGCACAAACAAAUAGUCGGGACAAGAUUAUUUGACAGAACUGCGCUGAUCCAAAAUGAUAUCAUUAGCCGACGCCAUUCGUCUGGAGAGAGGAAAUCCUGCUGUAAAUGCUUUUAAACCAUGGUGGGAAGUUUGGGUUGAUUAUAUAUUAAAUGGUUUUCUCAUAGUUGUCUUGUUUGCGCUUGCUGGAGUGACCAUUUCAGGCACGCCAGGCCUCACUUGUCUUCCAACUGACACAAAUCAAACAUCUUUGAACUACGCCACAAAUUUUUACUUGAAUGCUAAAUGUAUAACACUAGUUGAUGGUCACAUUUUAAUUAUUUAUCCGUACAUCAUAUUAGCCCAAUGGUUGAUUUUAUUUGUCCUUCAUAUAUCUUGGUUUAAUCUUCCUUCGCUAAAAGCAUUCCUUGAAUCAGCCUUUGAUACAUUUCAAAAGUUAGAAAAGGAAGUUAAUCCAAGAUUGGCAGCUGAAGAAAGUUCUAAGAAAUCAUUAGGAAAAACUAACGUUCAAAAUGAAUGGCCUUCCACUUCUAAUGGUGAUGGCGAUUAUACUUAUGUUUUGGGGAAAAAAUCAUCAAUGGUCUAUCUUGUCGACUGGCUACAAUAUAUGCUUCAAUUCAAAUACUAUAUUGCUUACUUGUAUAUAAUCAAGUCAGUUUCUAGUAGUGCUUUUACUGCUAUACUUAGCAUUGGACUCAUAUCUUCUCUUGUGUACUUCCAAUGGAAAACAGUAUUUCCAUGUCAUCUUCAAGGUAUUAUGCCACCACCUUUUGAUCAUAGUUCUUGCUCAUUUCCUGCCGCACCAUAUGUCUAUAGCAUAAUGGUUCUUAACGUCAUUUUCACAUUAACCUUGUGUGUUUUCAAUCUUGUUGCCAUUCACUGGAUCAUUAAAUUCAGGUUCACCUUUAAGACUUACUUAUCUAAUAAAUGGAAGCAUAAACACCCUCUUGAAUCAAAGCCUGGUUUCUAUGAUUACUUUUUUUGCAUGCAAAUGCUGAAGACCAUCAAUGUAGAAGGUGAUGUGAUCAACAACCAUCUAGAAGAGGCUUUUAAAGUAUUCCAAAAUAGAUUGCCUGAAGACAAAACCGAUAAUAUCAUGGAUUUUCCUAUCAUAAUACCAGAAGAUCCUAAGCAUUACCGUUGUCAGUUUUUACUGAAAGAGAUAUUACAAGAGUUGGGAAUGAGCAUAAAACGCAGUGACCACGAUGACCUGUGGUCAGUAUUAGCUAACAGUUUACACAAGGGUCACUCGCCAUUGGUUCAAGAGGCCUUGAAUUCCUCCAAAGAUGAAAUUCGCGACUGCGUGCACUCGGAACUGUUAAAAAAACAUGUUCUGUUUAAAGACUUGAUUAAUAAGGAUAACGAUUGCCCUUUGUUUGAGGAUUACGUUUCAGAGAUAAAGAAGCAACAAGCAUUAAAGAUGUGCAUAAAAGAAACUCAUUAUGUUCUUAUGGCAUUUGCCAUAGCAUAUAAAAUGAAUGUUGUUGUGAUUCGUGCAGAGAAAAGUUGUCUUCUUUAUGAACCUGAGCAACCAGAAGUCAACCAAACACUUUGCUUUCUAGCUUUUAUACCACCGCAUUAUUAUUAUGCAACAUUUGUCGACGAGGAAGCAAAUGGAGAUGAAAGCUUGCGCAUGAAAUUCCUUACAGAUCAAGUUUAUCAAACGGAGUUGUUGAAAAAAAUUCAAAACCGAUGGGAAUCUCGAGGACGUGACGAGUAUAAUAAACAUAUUGAUCGUAUGUUACCGAAAGAACUUAGUUUCCAAGCUCCAGUGUUGAGUGACUCACGUGAUGAAAUGCAACCAAUUGUCCAAGGAGUGAGAAAACGAGCUGCCGAGUCAAACAAAUUUGGCAAUAACAAAAUCGAGCAAAUUUCUUUAAUGGAGCUCGCGUGAAAAUUACAAUAAGCAAGCUACAUAGAGUCAUGGACGAGUGUAAUUAUUUGCAGCUACUAUAUUUACCAAUAAAAGAUUUACAUGUUUGUAAAUGUAGAUCGUCCAGGUUGGUAUAGUCCUGAGAAGUAAUGUUUUUGUUGUUGUUGACUGACGUUUCGACAACCUUAGCGGUAGUCAUCUUCAG
Molecule: messenger RNA, 2155 nt
Organism: Xenia sp. Carnegie-2017
Lineage: Eukaryota; Metazoa; Cnidaria; Anthozoa; Malacalcyonacea; Xeniidae
Exons: 3
Coding region: 133-1971 (612 amino acids)
Source: RefSeq, a predicted model, not a curated record